Messenger RNA from Suillus plorans, 1362 nucleotides. RefSeq lists its product as uncharacterized. The coding region runs from base 1 to 1362 and encodes 453 amino acids. NCBI's taxonomy places the organism in Eukaryota, Fungi, Basidiomycota, Agaricomycetes, Boletales, Suillaceae. The record is from RefSeq and is a predicted model, not a curated record. The transcript has 2 exons.
AUGAGCAAACUUACGGAUGCGCAACGCACACAGAUCUUCUGGGCUGCAACUGUCAUUGCUGUAGCUGUAUCUCUACUUCAAGGCGCUAUCACAACUCUCGUCGAAAUUUGCGAGACAGAAGGUUUAUGGACAAUCAGAUUCAGUUUGGGCAGAAGGGAACAUCUCUGGUGGUCAGCCAUAGCCAUCGCUCUCGUCGCUUCCUUUGGCUGUAUGGUCUUAUCUUUCCUUGCCGGCAAUAACAACGAUUCACUCGGAAUCAUAUUGCUAGCCAGCGCAUCCUCUCUCGCCGUAUUCCGCUAUGCAUGGCCUGCAUGGCGUAACCGACACUAUUGCUCUAAUCGAUGGGCAGCAUGGACUGGCCCGAGCCGCACAGGAAUUGACACGACUCUAGUCCCCUUGAUUAAAGGCAACGAUCCAUGGCCGAUCCUUAGUAAAGAGGUCCCAGUAAUGAAACAGCACCCCGUCGACAUCCGUCUUCCGAUCUUCCGAUCAAAUCUCAUCGCCGAUGACCCCACAGACAUCCUCAAGGCCAGGAAGCGUCUCAUGGAUACCGUAACAGGACAAUCCGAACAGCAGCCAGACCAGAAAUCAGAGACACCCCUUGUUCCAGACGACACGACAGGUCUCUAUGCCCCCAUCCAUUCCAAUAAAUCCGCUUCCCUCCUCUGGGGCACCCACAUUGGGUUCUCUCCCCGUGUCAGCCGCGGCAUCCUCGCAGUCCCCCAACGCCUCCUCCGAUCUUCCCCCCUCACAUCCUCAGGGCACGACGGCCAACCCGUCUGCCUCGCGCACGGUAUCCUAGGGCGCAACAAAGGCCUCGAGCCGUACAGCUUCAUCCUCGGUCUCAACCCCGGCAAAUUCGAAGAAAAAUGCGUCCAAUGGCCACGUCCGAGCAAAGUCCUGCGCACGUACUACCGCGAGGAGAUGAACGCAGCUUAUGGAGGCCUAGGGUCUGUAUUCGUAGAUGCAGCGACAGAACUUGCGCUCCUGCUGGCCGAUUCAAGCCAUAGUCUCAUCGAAGACUGGCUUAGCUUGCGCAUGGAACAUCAGGACCACGCAUUGAAUAACCAACUCGCGCGUCUUGGUGCGAGUGAUGAGGAGCUUAAGGUGUUGUAUCGCCUUUCGUACGCCGCGAUGUUGGUUAGUUUGAGCGCGCAUAGGAAGGGGAGAGAGUGGAGGCCUGAAAUGAAGCUUUUUAGGGCGUAUUGGAAAAUAUAUAAAGGGGAGGAGAUGCCGGCGUGGAUGGGUGAAGCUGUGAUUGUGGAGAGAAUUGGGAAGGAGGAGAGUGGGGCAGGUGAUACGGAUCUGGAUGCGUUGAUCGAGGCUGUUUUGUAUAAGAUUGAUUCACCACGUUCUGUAUGA